UUUGCAGAGCGGCGCGUGGCUGCGCGUCAAGCGGGUUCUCGGUGCGCGCUCUCCCGCAGUGACAUGGCGUAAAGACGGCGGCGUGCGCGCGCGUACGUCCUCCUCCCAGCGCCAUGGACGCAACCGUCACGACCACCACCACCACGACGACGACGACGACGAUGAUGAUGAUGAUGAUGAUGAUGAUGAUGGCCGCGGCGGCGGCGGCGUCCGGACAGGAAGACGCCGCCGCCGCCGCCGCGUUGGAGGACCUGGCCACGGAGAAGGAAGCCGAGGAGAGCCACCGGCAGGACAGCGUCAACCUGCUGACCUUCAUCCUGCUGCUCACCCUCACCAUCCUCACCAUAUGGCUCUUCAAGCACCGGCGCGUGCGCUUCCUGCACGAAACCGGCCUGGCCAUGAUUUACGGUCUGCUGGUGGGCGUCAUCCUGCGCUACGGCAUCCCCGCCGCCAGCUACCGCAACGGGAGCCCGCCCAGCUGCGCGCUGGCCGCGGGGCCCGCCGGCGGCAGCCUGCUGCUCAACGUCAGCGGCAAGUUCUUCGAGUACACGCUCAAGGGCGAGAUCGACUCCCGCGACAUUCACAACGUGGAGCAGAACGACAUGCUGCGCAAGGUCACCUUUGACCCGGAAGUCUUCUUCAACAUCUUGCUGCCUCCCAUCAUUUUCCACGCCGGCUACAGCUUGAAGAAGAAACAUUUCUUCAGGAAUUUGGGUUCCAUUCUCACCUACGCGUUCCUCGGCACCGCCGUCUCGUGUUUCGUAAUUGGGAACUUGAUGUACGGCGUGGUCAAACUGAUGCAAGCGGUCGGGCGGCUGAGCGACAAGUUCUACUACACCGACUGCCUUUUCUUCGGCGCCGUCAUCUCCGCCACCGACCCAGUGACGGUGUUGGCCAUCUUCAACGAGCUGCACGCGGACGGCGACUUGUACGCGCUGCUGUUCGGCGAGAGCGUCAUGAACGACGCCGUGGCCAUCGUGCUGUCCUCGUCCAUCGUGGCCUACCAGCCGCGAGGCGCCAACACGCACACGUUCGACGCCUCGGCCUUCUUCAAGUCCGUCGGGGUUUUCCUGGGAAUCUUCAGCGGUUCCUUCACGAUGGGCGCCGCCACCGGCGUGGUCACCGCUCUCGUGACCAAGCUGACCAAGCUGCACUGCUUCCCCCUACUGGAGACGGCCCUCUUCUUCCUCAUGUCCUGGAGCACCUUCCUGCUGGCCGAGGCCUGCGGAUUCACGGGUGUCGUGUCGGUGCUUUUCUGCGGCAUAACGCAGGCGCACUACACCUACAACAACCUUUCCGUGGAGUCCACCAAGCGCACCAAGCAGCUCUUCGAGUCGCUUCACUUCCUGGCCGAGAACUUCAUCUUCUCCUACAUGGGCUUGGCUCUGUUCACCUUCCAGAAUCACAUCUUCAGCCCCAUCUUCAUCGCGGGUGCUUUUGUCGCAAUCUUCCUGGGACGAGCGUUUAACAUCUACCCGCUGUCCUUCCUGCUCAACCUGGGUCGCAGACACAAGAUCAAAGGGAACUUCCAGCACAUGAUGAUGUUUGCCGGACUGCGGGGGGCGAUGGCGUUCGCCCUGGCCAUCCGCGACACGGCCACGUACGCCCGCCAGAUGAUCUUCACCACCACGCUGCUCAUCGUCUUCUUCACCGUCUGGGUCUUCGGAGGCGGGACCACGCCCAUGUUGUCCUGGCUGCAAAUCAGGGUGGGAGUGGACCCGGAUGACGACCCGCAGCCUUCUGCGGGCACCUUCCACGUGCUACAAGGGGACGCCCCCGAGGCUGAAGGGCAGAGCAAAAGCAAACGAGAGAGCGCUUGGCUCUUCCGGGUGUGGGACACCUUCGAUUACAACUACCUGAAGCCCAUCCUGACGCACAGCGGCCCCCCGCUGGCCUCCACGCUGCCCGGCCCCUGCGCCCCCCUGGCCAGCUGCCUGACCAGCCCUCGCGCCUACCAGUACCAGGAGCAGCUGAGGGAGCCGGACCACGACGACAGCGACCUGUCCUUCACGUUCGGCGACGUGGCGGUCGCCGCCAACGGGCUGUCGGGCGGCGGCGGCGGCAAAGGCCGCGCAGGCAGCAGCGCGUCCGAGGAGGUUCUGGAGCGCCAGCUGGACUCCCAAGAACAGGAGACGCUGAGUCGAGGCACGCGCUUGGUUUUCCCCAUCGAGGAUCACAUUUGAGACUUCCUUGGUACCUUUUUUUUUUCUUUUCUUUUUUUGUCCGAUGGGGCCAAAUUUAAGCCAAUUAUCCAGCAGAUGAAAUAGUAUUAUCUACAUUGCCAAGGAGCGUCUGUGUUUUUGAUUUUCUUAUUUUAAUUUUUAUCUUUUUUUGUAACUUCCUGGGUCGCUCAAGUGGUUCAAGGGGGUCAAGUUUGACUUGACAUAAGUUUUUCAUUUAUCAAUUUCAAAUUAUUGACCUUUUAUUACCUUAGCCAAGGAGCGACUACCAGCAGUAGCAUUACAGAUAUUUUUUUUCGUUUGUUUUUAACUCCCUGGAUAUGAUUUUUUUUUUUUUUUUUGUCUAAGUAGGCCAAAUACUGUAUAACUUGAAAUGGGUCCAUAAUUCAGCACCUUCAAGGAUUAUUAUUGACACUGAUUACCUCCGCCAAGGAGAUUCUGCCCCCCCCCCCCCCACAUGAUCCUGGAUCCUUCAUGUGAAUGGAACGGGGGCUAAAUAUGACUUAAGUUUGUGAUUUAGCAACUUCAACAAUUUUUUUUUUUUGGGGGGGGGGGUGUUGUUGGUUAUUUGCCAAUUCCUGCAUAUUGUUUUACUCCAAUAUGGCCAAAUGUGACAUCACUUUGUGAUAAUUUAGCAAAUGAAAGGUGAUUAGCGUUUCUUGCUGCCAUCAAAGAGCUUUUAUUUUCAUCAGUGUUAGAAUCUUUUUUUUUUUUUCAUUUUCCUGAACACCUUUCUGUUGUCUGACGUGGCCAAAUAUGACGACAUUUGUCUGUAAUUUAUACGUAAUGCCUCCACCAAGGAAAUUGUUUUCAUCAAUUUUUGCAUUUUUUAAAAUUUUUUUUAUUUAGUUAAUCAUAUCGGGAUCGGCACGGUGGUGCAGCUGGUAAAGCGUUGGCCUCACGGUUCUGAGGUUCAAUCCCGGAUCCGGCUGUGUGGCGUUUGCAUGUUCUCCCCGUGCCUGCGUGGGUUUUCUCCGGGCGUUCCGGUUUCCUCCCACACCCCAAAAACAUGCAACAUUAAUUGGACACUCUAAAUUGCCCCUAGGUGAGAUUGUGAGUGCGGCUGUUGUCUGUCUCUAUGUGCCCUGCGAUUGGCUGGCGACCAGUCCAGGGUGUACCCCGCCUCCUGCCCGUUGACAGCUGGGAUAGGCUCCAGCACUCCCUGCGGCCCUUGUGAGGAUAAGCGGCGAAGGGCAAAAGCGUGGAAACCAUUUCACGAAGCAAAUAUUCAAAUGUGGGUCGUAAAAAGCGGGUCAGAGGUUCUGAUAGGGAUUAGCGUUGUGUUUCGCUGUCUGGCCGGGGGUUGUUUUGCAUGCGGACGGCACAAGGGAAGGGGGCGGGGCCCCCAGACGGAGCCGUGGGCGCACCACCACCACCAGCUGCGGCGGCGUCCACAGAACCGGCGUAAAUAUGGAAAAGCACCACAAUGAUCCGCUUUGUUACGUCCCAUGACCGUUUUUUCUAACAAUAGCAGCUGUGUCGCCGCUUUUCCAGCCUCAGGUCGGGUCGCCGACAAGCUUGCAAAACUCCGAGGCGUGCGUUACGUCUUUUCCCCUUUUAAAAUCCAGUGCGAUAUAUCCAAAAUUUUCAUCAAAAUCACAUUUGCGGGGGCAUAAAAAAAAAUGGGGUCAAAACCACACAAAUGUGAAAGCGCUUCAGCCAAUGGGAAGCCAGAAAAACGGCAUUUUUCCGGAAAACAGGAAACAGGGCAUCGAUUUCGUGACUUAGGUUAGGAGUCAUGUGACCUGUGUACGAUAUGUACAGCAGAGGUAAAACACGGCGUGAUGACGUACUUCGCACUGAUGGUGUAGUGAUACACACGCCUACCUUUGGCGCGGGAAGCGUAGGAUCGAUUCCGGCUCAGUGGUGGUGUCAAUAUCUGCCCUGCGACUGACUGGCGACCGGUUCAGGGUGUCGUCCGCCUUUCGCCCGAUGCUAGCUGGGAUAGGCUCCAGUUUUCCCGCAACCCUUGUGUGGAUAAGCAGCUUGGGUAAUAACAUGACAUGACAACGUACUUCGAAGUGAAAAACAGUAUCUGCCUGGUAAAGCGCGAUCGGUGUGUCGUAUCGUUAUUUUUCGCUGAUGUGAGUGCAAGUUGGGCGGCACGGUGGAUCGGCUGUAAACCGUUGGCCUCACACUUCUGAGGUCCCGGGUUCAAUCCCAGACCCGCUUGUGUGAGUCUUCUCCGGGUGGGCACUACAUUUUCUUCCCACGUCCCAAAAACAUGCAACAUCAAUGGGAUACUCUAAAUUGCUCCUAGGUGUGAUUGUGAGUGUUUGUCUCGAUGUGCCCUCCGAUUGGCUGGCGACCAGUUGUUCAGAUCGGCUCCAGCACUCCCCACGACCCUUGUGAGGAUAUGUGACAAAGAAAAUGGAUGGAUGGAUGAGUGCAAGUUCAGUACGAGCACCGAUACUGAUACCGGUACCAGUCCAUCCCUUGAGAGUAAACAAAAUGGAAAAAUAAAGGCAAAUAAUUUUGAAAUUA
This is a messenger RNA of Syngnathoides biaculeatus (alligator pipefish), 4664 nucleotides long. RefSeq names its product solute carrier family 9 member 7 (gene slc9a7). Lineage: Eukaryota; Metazoa; Chordata; Actinopteri; Syngnathiformes; Syngnathidae. Gene Ontology annotation, molecular function: sodium:proton antiporter activity. The transcript is spliced from 16 exons. Gene Ontology annotation, biological process: regulation of pH; proton transmembrane transport; sodium ion transport. Gene Ontology annotation, cellular component: recycling endosome; membrane. Bases 114 to 2183 code for a protein of 689 amino acids. The record is from RefSeq and is a predicted model, not a curated record.